Messenger RNA from Heterotrigona itama, 684 nucleotides. The record is from the annotation of a GenBank genome assembly. Lineage: Eukaryota; Metazoa; Arthropoda; Insecta; Hymenoptera; Apidae.
AUGAUCAUUGAGAUCCCGGGCGAGAAGAGCGCGGAGAAGACGGACCAGCUUGCCGAUCGCCUGCGCGAGCUUUUCCCGAAUGGGGGAGAAGUCAAAAUAGCUUGCCUCACCAAGAUGACAGAGGUCCGCAUCAGCGGACUUGGUCACCCCGGCCGAGAUGGCGUCAGCAGUGGCCACAGCGGGAGAUUGCGACAUCUCCGCGAUCAAGGCUGGAGAGGUCCGACGCCACACGCCGAUAAGUAUGGGGACCGUGUGUCUAAUGUGCCCGGCCACAGCGAUGAAGAGAAUUACAGCCACGGGAAGGACACUCAUGGGUUGGGUAUCGGCGAGAGUAUAGGCGCUCAACAUCCGCCCUACAAUGCUUCCGAUGCAUGGAGGGCUACAUGGCACAACGCUCCCCAUCGGACACAGGCCGCAGCAGAAGUUGUUACAGACCUUGGCAGACCGGCGGUUCACUGGCUGGGUAGCAGGACCUGCAAACCACUAUCCAGGCCGAAGAGAAACGCGGCCAACGGCGGUGGAAGACCGAAGAAAGGACCGGAAGCAUCUCAACCGCUACCUGGCCCGAGCGGACACCAACAGCGGACCACUAGCAAGAAGAGUAGGGCGGAAGAUAAACAGCCCGCAGCGGAAGAAGAGGAAAGUGGCCGCGAAGAGGAAGUGGCCAUGGAGAUCGCGGAGUGA